Messenger RNA from Cimex lectularius (bed bug), 1888 nucleotides. Its product is annotated as carboxypeptidase E-like. Gene Ontology annotation, molecular function: zinc ion binding; metallocarboxypeptidase activity. The transcript has 9 exons. NCBI's taxonomy places the organism in Eukaryota, Metazoa, Arthropoda, Insecta, Hemiptera, Cimicidae. The coding region runs from base 153 to 1544 and encodes 463 amino acids. The record is from RefSeq and is a predicted model, not a curated record. Gene Ontology annotation, biological process: proteolysis.
UGUCCUGCCCAUCUACCUCAGUGUUCAACCAGCAAAAGUUUAGACUAGAUAUGAAUCACAAUGUUUAAUAACUGUGGCCAAAGUGCCUGUUAUAGUACAAAAACAGUAUACUCCACUUGAACUGUGAGAAAUUGUGAUCAACGAGUGACACAAUGUGGAAACUAGCUUUUACCCUAUUUAUACCCCUAGUAACUUCCUCAUUCGUCUGGAAACAUCACAACAACAAAGAGCUCAAAGAUGUUUUGGACUCGGUACAUACAAAGUGCCCAUCUAUUACACGAGUCUAUAUGCUGAAUAGAAAGUCGGUACAAGGGGUGCCACUUUACGUUAUACAAUUUUCCAUGAUGCCAGGAGUCCACCAAUCAAUGAUCCCAGAGACAAAGUAUAUUGCAAACAUGCAUGGGAAUGAAGUACUCGGACGAGAAUUACUAUUAAAAUUAGCAGAUUAUCUAUGUGAGGAAUUUAACAAUGGCAAUGAAGAUAUUCAAAAGCUGAUUAAACUAACAAGCAUCCACUUGCUGCCGAGUAUGAACCCUGAUGGCUGGCAGGUGUCCACCGAUUUUGGUGGUAAGGACUAUUUGCUUGGAAGAGAGAACAACAACAGCAUCGACUUGAACCGAAACUUCCCAGACCUCGACAGAAUAAUGUUUACAAAUGAAAACGGACACCUGGAGAACAAUAAUCACCUUCUCCCUUUGGUCGACAGGCUAUCUCAGCCGAUUCAACCUGAGACCAAAGCUGUGAUUCAAUGGAUAAUGUCAAUUCCAUUUGUAAUAUCAGCCAAUUUCCAUGGAGGCGAUCUGGUAGCCAACUAUCCAUACGAUGAAAGCCGGAGUGGUGCCAUGACUGAGUACUCAACUAGCCCUGAUGAUGCCACUUUCAGGCAUUUGGCUCAAGUAUACGCCAACAAUCAUGCUGACAUGGCUGACCCAAGAAAAGAAGGCUGCGGCUACAGGGGAUACAAUUUCGGCAAGCAAGGAGGGAUAACGAACGGUGCAGCCUGGUACAGUGUCGACGGUGGUAUGCAAGAUUUCAACUAUCUAUCUUCGAACGACUUCGAAAUCACCAUCGAACUUGGAUGCGACAAGUACCCGGACGCGUCACAACUGGAAAAAGAAUGGGAGAGGAAUCGUGAAGCGCUUUUGGCCUUCUUGUGGCAGGCACAUAUUGGCGUCAAGGGUCAGAUAAGGGAUGCGGUGACAGGUGAGCCGAUAUCAAAAGCAAUAAUUCACGUCAGAAACGUCACUGAUGAAGAAUACGACAUAAUGCACGACAUCUCAUCAGUCUACAAAGGCGAUUACUACAGAUUGCUGACUCCAGGGGUGUACGAAUUGACCGUCGUGUAUCCGGGCUAUCUGCCAAAAUAUAAAAAGGUGGAAGUCAAGUAUGAGCCGAAGACGCCCGCCCAGCUGGUCAACUUCGACCUGGUUCCUCUACCAACGAUCCCCUCGGAGAAAAACGGCAACUUGGAAUACAAUCUGUACGACGAGAAUACCGCUCUGAAGAGGAAAAGAUUUCUAUUCGAUAAUGUUCUAGGGGUCUAAGAUAGCACAAUUACAAAGAUUUUCAUUUUAUCGAGUAGAAGCGUGCAGUGAAAAUAAAAAUAAAAAUACCUUGUCACUUGUACAUACCAUUCAUAUCCACUAUUUUUUCUUGUAAAUAAUAUCAAACAUUUAAUAGAUGAAUAAAAAAAACUAUGUUAUACAAUAAAAAAUUUAAAGAGGAAAUAUUUAUUUUAUAACCAAUACUUAAAAUCUAUUUAUGAAAUUUAUUAGACACAGGUUGUUAAAUUUUUAUAUUCUAUUUUUAGCUUUUAUUUUAUCCAACCCUUAAUAUAUUUUAUGUUGUGUAAUAGAUAAUUUAAUAAAAAUGAACGCAAUGAAUAAAA